Penicilliopsis zonata CBS 506.65 is the source of this 889-nucleotide messenger RNA. RefSeq lists its product as hypothetical. Bases 45 to 617 code for a protein of 190 amino acids. The record is from RefSeq and is a predicted model, not a curated record. Gene Ontology annotation, cellular component: mitochondrion. NCBI's taxonomy places the organism in Eukaryota, Fungi, Ascomycota, Eurotiomycetes, Eurotiales, Aspergillaceae. The transcript is spliced from 5 exons.
AUGUCCAUCCAACACUCUCCGCUCUCGUCAACUUCAGAGAUAAUAUGAGAACUCAAUCAUUACUUAUUCACCCUGCAGUCUUUGGACCACAUUCACUUAGAUCUGUAUACCGACAACAGUACAGACUAGUCCAUCUUUCUAGCGACCCUUCCGCCUUGCUUUCGUUACAAAAGAAAGAUGGGGCUGUGACCGAGGCCAGAGAAGAAGAUUUCUACCGAUAUACCACCAAUCGAUGGCUAUCAAACGACGCCCAGGAAGCCUCAAAGAGGUAUCGAAGAUUCAAUAUCCCAGAGCUUCUUUCUGUUGCUGUCCAGUCAAGCGGUACAGAUGCAGAUAGAUGCACGCACAUGAUGAAAUAUCAGGAAGGACAAUACAACAAAACCUUUCUUUUAGCAUUCAAUAAUGGAUCCGAGGUGGUAGCAAAGCUGCCAAAUCCUAAUACAGGGCCGGAAAUCCUGACUAUUGCCAGUGAAGUUGCAACGAUGGACUUUGUGCGGGAAGUUAUAGGUCUGCCAAUUCCUCGAGUGCUCAGUUGGAGCUGUGAUUCCUCCAAUCCGGUUGGAAGUGAAUACAUCGUCAUGGAAAAGGCAAAGGGGACUGCUCUUGGUGAUGUUUAGUAUCAGCUUCCUUCUCCAUCGAAACAUAAAUUUAUAAAGCAGCUUGUGGAACUGGAGGAGAGAGUAGCAUCUAUAUCACUGCCUAGACAUGGAUGCAUAUACUACAAAGAAGAUCUGCCACGACCACAUUCAAAGGAUCAAUUCUCGCUUAAUGGAGAUUCAAAGUUCUGCAUUGGCCCUGUCACAGACGCGAUUUUCUGGUCUGAUGAGCGAGCUACUAUGAACCUAUCUCGAGGUCCUUGUAAGUUCCUUCUUUCUUUCCAAUAUCGUUC